AUGCAACCUGCAAUAUGCAACCUGCACCACGAGAAACGCGGCCGUCAGUGGCGACGAACCCGACGAGGAGCAGACUUCCGCAGGUGGCGCCCCCGACCAGCCUCUGGAUGGGGCUCUGGCCGGGGCGCAGGCGGAGCAGCAGGAAGAGAGGAGGAGGAGGAGGAGGAGGAAGAGGAGGACUACGACGACUACGAGCAGUCAUCUCGGCCACGCCAGAUGGCUCGCCCCCGCCCGGUGCUGACCAUGGGCGGGGGCACACGGAGCAAGCGCAAAACGAAAGUCCGCCAGUUCUCGCAGCGUUCCAGCUCCUAUGCCCCGGACUCGGGGCACACCGACCCGGACGACCGAGACGGCGACAACGCAGGCGACGGCGAGGGCCAGGACAAGCGUCGCUGCAUCUCCAAAGGACAAAUGCGAGAGUUUCGCGAGGCCUUUCGCCUCUUCGACAAGGACGGCGAUGGCUGCAUCACCAAGGAGGAGCUUGGCACCGUGAUGCGCUCCCUGGGACAGUUUGCUCGCGUCGAGGAGCUGCAGGAGAUGCUCCAGGAGAUCGAUGUGGAUGGCGAUGGCAAUGUGAGCUUCGAGGAGUUUGUCGACAUCCUGUCGAACAUGACGUACGAGGACAAGUCGGGCCUGUCGUCGGCCGACCAGGAGGAGCGAGAGCUGCGCGAUGCCUUCCGCGUCUUUGACAAGCACAAUCGCGGCUACAUCACCGCCUCCGAUCUGCGAGCGGUGCUGCAGUGUCUCGGCGAGGAUCUCGACGAGGAGGACAUUGAGGACAUGAUCAAGGAGGUGGACGUGGAUGGCGAUGGGCGCAUCGAUUUCUACGAGUUCGUUCAUGCCCUGGGCGAGCCGGAGGACUCACAGGAGAAUGACGAUGAGGAGGAGAACACCACAUCGCCGCUUCCCACGCCCAAGUCGGCCAUUUCGCUCAGCUACGAUUGAGCUGGGGCUGAGGGCUGUGGGCAGCGGCCAGUGCCACGAUUGAGUACGAUUGAGGAGUGAGGAUGGAGCAUUGAGCAUUGAGUGGCAGUGUGGGCAAGGGGGAAAUGAACUUGAGACGCUCAUCCAUUAUUUAUGCUACGUCCCAUCGAUAGACAGUCUGCACUGGUAGCUAUAAAUAAUUGAUGGGCAGCAAGCGAUUGACUGCUCGAUGACUCGUCUGCGGUUCAUGCAGCGUUGGUCGAUUGCUCAUAUGUUGUUGGUCUUUCGAUCGACAUUUAAAUACUCAAAACGAUCUUACCAAUUGACUCGUCGCUUCAAUAAUUAGUUACUCAACGAGGCGAAUGUGCAGCGGUGACAAAUCGAUUGAACUCCCAGCAAGUCUCACUCAUUCAGUCACUGGAACUCGCAUUCAAGUUGCAAUUGCCAGAACGCACAGCUAAUCAAAUUACGAAUCAAAAUGAUAAUUAUACGUAUAGCCUAUGGAAUAAUCGAAUACAUCGAUAUUUAUCAAGUGGAAUCAAAGCUCCCACACACACUCCCGCACUCUCUGUGAAAUUCCUACCAAUCAAUAAUAAUCCCUACCAAUAAUCGAUCUACUUUAUAACGAUAAUCACACACUGACAGACAGAUAGAUGGACAGACGGACAGACAGACGGACAGACGGACAGGCAUAUCCUUAAGUAUCUAUCCUUAAUCAAUGAUAAUGUAAAUGUACUAAAUGUACUAUGUAUCUUUCGAAACAUAUCAUUGAAGUAUCGCUCCUCGGUAAGCGUUCCCCAACAUCCCGAUAGGCCCUUACCACCCUCACAUAUUCUCCCCUUUGUCCCCACUCUCUUUGACAAUUUUUCGACUAGCAUCGUAUAUCGAAUAAAAUUGAUUUAAUUAGGAAAUAUUUGCUCAAUUAAUGCUACUGCUGCAAACAAAUAUAAAAAUCGAAUCGAAUCGAACAAGAACAAAUCUUUAAUUAUUGAACGAACAAUUUAAUGUAAUUUACGAUUUACAAUUUUAAUCCACUCGAAACGAAAAUCCCUUAA
Molecule: messenger RNA, 1979 nt
Organism: Drosophila guanche
Lineage: Eukaryota; Metazoa; Arthropoda; Insecta; Diptera; Drosophilidae
Product: probable calcium-binding protein CML10
Exons: 6
Coding region: 1-945 (314 amino acids)
Molecular function (GO): enzyme regulator activity; calcium ion binding
Source: RefSeq, a predicted model, not a curated record